Molecule: messenger RNA, 1437 nt
Organism: Lotus japonicus
Lineage: Eukaryota; Viridiplantae; Streptophyta; Magnoliopsida; Fabales; Fabaceae
Product: heat shock cognate 70 kDa protein-like
Exons: 2
Coding region: 1-1437 (478 amino acids)
Biological process (GO): protein refolding; cellular response to unfolded protein
Cellular component (GO): cytoplasm
Molecular function (GO): ATP hydrolysis activity; ATP binding; misfolded protein binding
Source: RefSeq, a predicted model, not a curated record
AUGCACAGUCAACAAGAUUUGGAAAUUCCAAGGUUUGAAGGGAGUGAACGGUGCACAUGUGGAAAUUGUGGGACUUGGAACUUUUGGAAUAUCAUUAAUUUUCCAACAGCUAUAUGGGAAGAACAGAACAAUCGAGCUAAAAUCAUUCACAAUGAACAAGGAAAUAGAACCACGCCUUCCUUGGUUGCUUUCACUGAUACCCAAAGAUUGAUUGAUGCGAAGAGGUUGAUUGGUAGAAAAUACAGUGAUUCAGUUGUUCAGGAUGAUGUUAAGGUCUGGCCUUUUCAGGUCAUUGCUCGAACUGAUGACAAACCCACUAUUGUUGUUAAGUACAAGGGUGGGGAAAAAUACCUUGUUCCUGAGGAUAUCUCAUCCAUGGUUCUCACAAAUAUGAAGGAGAUUGCUGAAGCAUUUUUGGCUUCACCUGUGAAGAAUGCAGUUAUCACUGUGCCUGCUCACUUCAAUGACUCUCAGCGAAAAGCCACCAAAGAUGUCGGUGCUAUUGCUGGCAUUGAUGUUAUGCGGAUAAUCAACGAACCAACCGCUGCAGGUCUCGCAUAUGGCCUUCAAAAGAAAUCUAGGUUUAAUGGCAAGUGCAAUAUUUUAAUCUUUGGUCUCGGCGGCGACACUUUUGAUGUGUCUAUUCUCACAAUUGAGGAUGAUAGCUUUGAAGUGAAGGCCACUGCUGGUGAUACUCACCUUGGAGGAGAGGACAUUGAUAACAUAAUGGUGAACUAUUUUGUUCAGGAGUUCAUGAGGAAAUACAAGAAGGACAUUAGUGGAAACCCAAGAGCCUUGAGGAGGUUGAGAAGUGCGUCUGAGAGGGCAAAAAGGGAACUCUCAUUUGCCACUGAUACCACCAUUGAGGUAGAUGCUUUGUUUGAGAGUACUGACUUGUGUUCAACAAUUACUCACGCUAAAUUUCAGGAACUGAACAUUGAUCUCUUUAAGAAGUGCAUGGAGACAGUUGAGAGGUGUCUUGAAGACUCUAAGAUGGACAAGAGUGACAUAGUUGAUGUUGUUCUUGUUGGUGGUUCAUCUAGGAUUCCCAAAGUGCAGCAGCUAUUGCAGGAUUUUUUCAAUGGCAAGGAACUGUGCAAGAGCAUCAACCCUGAUGAGGCUGUUGCUUAUGGUGCAGCUGUUCAGGCUGCUUUGUUGACUGAAGGCGUAAAGAAUAUUCCAAACUUAGUGCUUUUGGAUGUUACACCUCUUUCACUUGGUUUUGGGAUAAAUGGAGAUUUCAUGAGUGUGUUGAUUCCAAGGAAUACCACUAUUAAUCCUUCAAAGAAGAAACGAAGAUACUUCACAUGUGAUGAAAACCAAUCCGCUCUACUGAUUGAGGUUUAUGAGGGCGAGAGAGCAAGAGCUAGUGAUAACCAUUUGCUGGGCUCUUUUCUUCUUCCUGUCAACCCACCUGCUCCUCGUUACUAUCUGUGA